This is a messenger RNA of Guillardia theta CCMP2712, 816 nucleotides long. RefSeq lists its product as hypothetical. The record is from RefSeq and is a predicted model, not a curated record. The transcript is spliced from 2 exons. Bases 1 to 816 code for a protein of 271 amino acids. NCBI's taxonomy places the organism in Eukaryota, Cryptophyceae, Pyrenomonadales, Geminigeraceae.
AUGUCAGCAGAGGCGUCAUCUUGGACAUCCAACAACUCAACAAAGGCCAAGAUCCGAAUCUUUCCACGCACGAAGAAGGGCGAUCUGAAGAAGCUACACAAGACGAGGGGUAGGGCUCCCCUUACCUUCGACAUCGAUUACAUCACCUCGCUCUUCGAUGUCCCUCAAGAGAAAGCUGCAAAGACCCUGGGCAUCUCUCUAGCAGCCAUUAAGCGAGCAUGCAGACAAUUGGGCAUCGAGCGAUGGCCUUACAAGCGCCCUAGGAAGAGCGGGAGCGCAAGCCCCAGCAAUGAGUCAGACAAUUCGGAGGCUGCAGACGUCAGGCUAGACCGAGAUGCACCUCACGUCGCAUCUUCAUCUUCCUCCUCCUCCUCCUCCCCCUCCCUCGAAGGAAGGAAGCCCCUGGAGACCGUCAUGCCUUCGUUCCAGUUGGUCCAGAGCUCUCCCAAGAACGUCGAGGACUGCAAGUUGCCUUCCUUCCUACAGGCACAGCUGGCGGAGAACAAGCAGAGCUCCCUGCUAGCUAACGGAAACUUCCGUCAGCUCGCCAGGCCAGCGCUCCUUCCGUCCAUCCGCUCGGACUCUGUGCUGAACGCGCACCUGUCCUCGUCGCAGACUUUCAAUGACGCGCUCUACUCUAAGACUUCGGAGCUGAUUCAGUCGCUGCUGCAGCUGCAGACCCUCAACAACUCUCCCUUCCCCUCCCCUCCCCGGUCAGGACUGGACAGCGGUCGCUUCCAGGGUCAGCCAGUUGUGCUCGGGGGAAUGGCCCCGGGAUCAGCCUCGCCAGCCAGUUUCUUCCUCCCCCGGGCAUGA